Molecule: messenger RNA, 1329 nt
Organism: Mucor velutinosus
Lineage: Eukaryota; Fungi; Mucoromycota; Mucoromycetes; Mucorales; Mucoraceae
Exons: 5
Coding region: 1-1329 (442 amino acids)
Biological process (GO): regulation of DNA-templated transcription
Molecular function (GO): zinc ion binding; sequence-specific DNA binding
Source: RefSeq, a predicted model, not a curated record
AUGACGCCAUGCAUUUGGAGCUUAUUAUCAGUGAAGGGAUUGGAGUUUAUCAAUGCCUCAGGAUUUAGCCAUCAUUUGAAGGGAUUGUCCUUGUUUCAGCUUAUACAUCCUGAUGAAGUGCUGAUGGCGAAAAGAGAUCUACCCAGAUUUACACAUUCACACUUCCUGAGUGGCUCAGUGACGAGAUGUCGAUUAAAAGAUUAUACUAGCCAUGAUUUUUCACCGAAAUCAAAUGCAUACAUCAUCGUGGACAUUAUCAUGUAUGUCGCCACAGGUGAUACCGUAUUAGCCUUCCUUCACUACGCAGAUGAAGAAACAUCUAACAACAUGUUCAAAAACUCAUGCGGAGACCAUAAUAACCAACACAACAUGAACAGUAGUAAUAUAUUCUGCGCCUUAACUUUAAAAGAAAGUUUGAUUGAGCAAGAAGACAAGCAGCAUUCGCCAUCACUGUCGACAAGCUCAUCUCUAUCUUCCAUUGAAUCAUCACAACAGCACCAACAUGAAUGCGAUUCGCCGCGUCAAUUUCUAUACAUUUUAGAUAGCCAAACCAAAUCAGUACUACUGUCAUGGCCAGAUCACUAUCACGACGAGAUAGGUGAUGCAGACUACUUGAUCUCUUCAUUAGAUGACCGCCCCAUGUUACCAGGAAUCUCAUGCUUUCGUUGUGUUCAACGGCCUUCUCGAACCAGUGCAAGCGGACAAAGACUUGACAGCUUGAUUGUUGAAUAUGGAUCCGUUACGUUUCUGCUAGCGUCUCUGGAAAAAAAGAACAAGCAGCAGCACCUCAAUAUACCACCACCACCACCACUACCACUACCAGCACAGCUAUCCAUCCCUACAAAACCAGUAUCAUUACCCUGUUCGCCCAACAAAUAUAACCAACUGGAUGAGUACCCUCUACGUCGCACAUCUGAGCCUUACACAACAAGCAAUCAUAGCAGCCCGAGUCAUAUACAUUAUGCUAAACCAAGAAAAUAUCAGCCUUACCCUACCAUUCCGUUGGAAAAUCUAUUAUUGCCCAACAAUAGUGACAAACAACAACAAUAUUUGAGUAGCCAUCAUCCCAAGCAUCACUGUCAAAGCUGUGGAACUGAAUCCAGUCCUGAAUGGAGACGUGGUCCAACGGGUCAUAAAACACUCUGUAACGCAUGUGGAUUGAGAUAUUCUCGAUCAGUUGCACGACAAGGAAAGAUGGCUGCAAAUCAACAAAAACAUCAUCAACUUCAACAAUACCAACAACAGCAUUCCUUGUUUCAAAUGCCGAAUACGCCACAACAUCAAUCUUGUUCAUCCAUAACCACAUCAACAUCAUUAUCAUAUUUUUAA